This is a messenger RNA of Caenorhabditis remanei, 1578 nucleotides long. RefSeq lists its product as uncharacterized. Gene Ontology annotation, molecular function: ATP binding; ATP-dependent protein folding chaperone; misfolded protein binding. The record is from RefSeq and is a predicted model, not a curated record. Lineage: Eukaryota; Metazoa; Nematoda; Chromadorea; Rhabditida; Rhabditidae. The coding region runs from base 1 to 1578 and encodes 525 amino acids. The transcript has 5 exons. Gene Ontology annotation, cellular component: cytoplasm. Gene Ontology annotation, biological process: protein refolding; cellular response to unfolded protein.
AUGCCCCUCUGGCCAUUCCGCGUCGAAAAAGACACUGAUGGGACGCCGUAUCUUCAGAUUCAAAAUGACACCAAAAAAGUGAAAUUCUCCGCGGUUACAGUAUCCUCUUUGAUCCUAAAGUGUCUAAAAGAGAAUGCCGAGCGGAAAUUGGGUCUCGAAGUGAAAUCCGCCGUGAUUACUGUACCUGCGUAUUUUAACGCAACGCAGAGGAGAGCUACGGAGGAAGCCGCGGAGCUCGCCGGGCUGAAAGUGCUCAGAAUCUUAAAUGAGCCCACUGCAGCCGCCAUCGCUUACAGUUUAAAGGGACAGAGGCUUUCACGAAGAAACAUUUUGAUCUAUGACCUAGGUGGCGGCACUUUCGACGUGGCAGUGGUGAAUGUGGAGGGGCCGAGGAUUACGGUAAAGGCGAAAGGAGGCGACACACAUUUAGGUGGACAGGAUAUUGAUAAUAUAAUUAUGAUCAAGAUGAUCGAGGAAUUCCGGAAAAGGCAUGGAAUGGAUUUGAAGGGAAACUAUCGGGCGUUGAAGAGGAUAAGGAAGGCUGCGGAGACGGCGAAGAUCACGUUGUCGGCGGGGAGUGUAGCCAGAAUUGAGCUAGAAUGUCUCCACCUCGGCAUCGACUUCAUUAUGAAAAUCUCGCGUUCUGAUUUUGAAUCCUGGAUCGAAAACCUUCUCAUUGCUACAGUAAUCCAUGUGGAACGAGCGAUUCGAGAAGCAAAUCUCAAAAAAUCUCAGAUUAAUGAGAUUGUGUUGGUCGGAGGGAGCACUCGGAUUCCUUUGUUGAAAAAAAUUAUUAAAGCGAGUUUUGAGGAGACCACUAAAAUCUGUGAAAGUAUUCAUCCGGAUGAGGCGGUGGCUUAUGGAGCCGCUGUGAUGGCUGCAGUGUUGUCAGGCGUCGAAGAAGUGCAAGACAUGCGUCUAAUCGACAUGAUUCCAAUGUCAAUCGGAGUCCAAUGCAAUCGAGACUAUAUGUCGGUGCUUAUCAAGAAAGGCACAGUGUUUCCAUGUACAAAAAAGAAGACAUUUAUUAAUAGUGAAGAUUUUCAGACAGUUAUCAAUGUGCCGGUUUAUGAAGGAGAACGAGUGUUGUGCUCUCAUAACCGGCAACUCGGGGAGAUCUCGCUCCCCAUCAACCCAAAAAAGCGAGGAGAAUCAGUGGUGGACGUUACCCUCGAGGUAGAUCACAAUGGAAUACUUCAAGCGACCGCAUUAGAUCUGAAUACCAAAAAAGCGAUAACCACUACGAUUGUCUACGAUCAUUGUACAUUCACACAACCGGAAAUCGAUGAGAUCACGAGUCAGAGUGAGGAGGAUCGGUUGUUUGAUGAGACGUUUAGAUUACGGUAUAAACAGUUGCAAAAGAGUGAGGAUAUGGCGUAUGACUAUAAACAUCGGUUGGAGAAAAUUCGGGGAAGUGUGGACCGUGAGAAGUUCUCCCAUCUAAUGGAUGCAGUGGAACGUGAGAUCUCCUGGUUAUCCGGUUUUCCAAAAGUGCCACCAAGUGAUUAUUUGCAUCGACGACGGGCGUUACGACUGAAAGUUUAUCCAACUUUGUUUUUGAAUUUGUCAUUUUAUUGA